This is a messenger RNA of Vavraia culicis subsp. floridensis, 370 nucleotides long. RefSeq lists its product as uncharacterized. The transcript has a single exon. Lineage: Eukaryota; Fungi; Microsporidia; Pleistophoridae. The annotation marks the transcript as partial. The record is from RefSeq and is a predicted model, not a curated record.
UACAGUAGCACUAUGGCAUUUCAAGCUAUUUUAUUUUUAUUGCUUAACACCAAACUCAUCAUACCAAUCAGCCAUACAUGCAAUUUCUGACACUUCUACAUUGAUAUACCAUAUUAGGAUUUUCUUGUGCAGUGUGACUGGAAGGAGUGAUGUAGACUGUCCUGAUCACACAAAACUAACUGCCAGGACGUAUAUUUUACACAGACUAUCUACAGAUGAUCGCUUUGUUCAAACACCACCAUCUUGUGCUGAUCACAAUAUGCUACUUGGAAAUAACAUGUAUAGCGACUUGAUAUGCACGAUACAUACGAGUACAACAACUAUCCUUUCUAAUCAGCCGUUCUUUUUUUUCCGAUCAAUAUUGGCAUAA